Molecule: messenger RNA, 1116 nt
Organism: Fusarium vanettenii 77-13-4
Lineage: Eukaryota; Fungi; Ascomycota; Sordariomycetes; Hypocreales; Nectriaceae
Exons: 1
Coding region: 1-1116 (371 amino acids)
Source: RefSeq, a predicted model, not a curated record
AUGCUAGACGGAAUGCCUGAUGCUAUGGACAGUGAGCUUCGAAGCGUCGUUGAAUGUUUGAUGCGAUUCCUCGAUGACCCUAUCUUUGCUCAGAAGCGAAAGACUCUUGGCCGUCCCCCGGAUGAAGCACUCGGUGCCGAUGAAAAGGGUCGAAUCUUCAAAAUCUCUCCCAUCAUUUCAGGUCUUGCACUGUUUCACUUCAGAGCCCGACUGCACAAGAUUGGUCUUGAAAUGAUCAACGAGACGGGAGCAACCACUAUUUGCGCGCACCCGAGCAACGCUGCGUUUGAAGAAGGUUACUUCAUACCCCAUCCCGACAUCCAGUUCGCGAUCAAAUACUUGGGGGAGAACUCGUUCUUCGUCGGAGGUUUGCCGACCAAGAGACAAGACUACCUCAAACGCUUUUUGAUGCAGUGUGGUUUCCCUGCGGUGACUUUUGCUGGGCAUGGGAGAAGGGGAGCAAAGGAAAAGCGCAUGAUGUAUGACUUUGUCCGCCACCGCAACCAGCGUCGCAUCAUCAAGGCCAAUACUCCCAUCUCGAGUAUCUUUGUUGACAGAUAUGUCAACAACUCUUCGCGAAUCAACCUGGAGCCUAAUGAUAUCGGACGGAUUAUGUCUGAGGCCAGGUCAAGCUUCAAAGGACCUUGGCGAGACUACAAGAAAGUGGCAAAGCCUGAAAAGGGCAAGGCCGGCUCUUCAAGUGAAAGCUCCGAAGAGGAACAAGCCAAGCCCACAGCCCUGCUCAUGUCCCUCGUUUUCUGGCUCCAUGCAGAGGCGAUGGAUAUGGCAUUCCCUUACUUUGCCUUGGAAAGCACAUGCUGGGUAGUUCUGAGGGGAGUCAAUGAAAUUUGCGCCCCUCACAUGAUGGAUAUCUUUGACAAGAGUCCACGGGAGAACUACAAGCAGACGUGGGCUGGGAUGGCAGAGCUGGUUGGCGACAUUCUCCUGGCCGCACAAUGGAAUGAACCGAUGGGCGAGACAUUGUUUCGUCUCUCGGGCCGUGCCCUCGCCAUAAGGUUGAUCGAGACCACGCCCACGCCCCUCUUCAGGGAAAUGAUGGAUGUGGUGCCGCUGUUUCGGCGUGAGAAUGUCCAGCGUCUCGCCCAAGGCGGAUAG